Molecule: messenger RNA, 2316 nt
Organism: Oryza sativa Japonica Group (Japanese rice)
Lineage: Eukaryota; Viridiplantae; Streptophyta; Magnoliopsida; Poales; Poaceae
Product: transcription factor WER
Source: RefSeq, a predicted model, not a curated record
ACAAGUGGGAGUGGAAUUGUUACUCGCUACUAGGCGAAAACGACGUGACGCCGAUCGCCUCAGCUCCGGCAACUUGCCGAUCUCGUAUAAAUGGCGAGCAUGGCCGGAGAUUCUAGCUGCCACACAAGCCGGGAACCAAACCCAAAGAGCAGUGUACACAUAUCACCUCACUGCUGCUGCACACAUAUAUAGCCAGAGUCAUAUACAAUUAUUCUGCAGCUAAUCACACUUAGCACAGUUAAGUAAUCAUCAUUUAUGGACGAGAUCAGAAGCCUGAUGCUGCAGCAAGGGUGGAGGAAGGGCCCGUGGACUGCGCUGGAGGACAGGCUCCUGACCGAGUACGUGCAGCAGCACGGCGAAGGCAGCUGGAACUCCGUGGCCAAGCUCACAGGGCUGAGGCGCAGCGGGAAGAGCUGCCGGCUGCGGUGGGUGAACUAUCUCAGGCCGGACCUGAAGCGGGGGAAGAUCACCCCCGACGAGGAGACCGUCAUCCUCCAGCUGCACGCCAUGCUCGGCAACAGAUGGUCGGCGAUCGCGCGGUGCCUGCCGGGGAGGACGGACAACGAGAUCAAGAACUACUGGAGGACGCACUUCAAGAAGGCGAGGCCGUCGCGGCGUGCGCGGGCGCAGCUGCUGCACCAGUACCAGCUCCAGCAGCAGCAGCAGCAUCGCCAGUAUCUCCAUAGCCUGAACCUUCUGCAGCAGCAGCAGCAGCAGCUUCAGCAACAGCAACAGCAACAGCAACAGCAGAUGAUGUUGCUGCAGGAGCAGGAGCAGCAGAGCCCGCAGGAGGAGGCAGCUGACGAUUCCAUGGUGAUGAUGAUGAUGAACGAUCUCCAGAGCAAGGAGCGUUGCUGCACGGCGGUCUCGGUGGUGCCCGACGACUGCGUGCUCCCCGCCGAUGAUGAUGCGAUCUGGGACAGCCUCUGGAGGCUCGUCGACGGCGAUGGCAGCUGCGGCGAAGGCUCGAGCGGGGGCGAGUACUGGGCUACUAGCUAAGCAGCUAGUAGAAGUGAAGCAGUGUAGAGAGUGUGGAAGUCUGGAAGAAGAGAGGUGUAGUGCAGGUUUCAGUUGCUGCAAGGAUCGAUCGAUAUUAGUGGCGGUACUUGCUAGUGUCAGGAUCGUGCUUAGCUUAAUUUUCCGACGCGAUUAGCUCGCCAUGGAUCGUGUUUUGCAUUUUCACCAUGACCAUGCAUGCGAGUCCGGACUCUGUUCCCUGUACUCUGCUCCCUGUCACAAAGUUUGCAACAUCAUCAUGUAACUUUUGUAUCCGAUAUACACUUCUGUUACUGAAUUUACCUGUCAGAUACAUUCACUUCACACUACUUCAGUUCAUGUUUUUAGUUUCAAGGGGAAAAAUAUCAAGAGCAUCCAGCAGCAGCUCUCAGUUCUACGAUUCUGACAAGACUGAAGAUUUUGAUUUCUAGCUUUGGGAAGGGAUGAAUCAGGUGAUAAACAUAUGGCUGAAAUGAGACUAUCAGAAAACAAACACACAUAGUUAACCAAUCGAAAGUGUGAAUGCAGCCAAGAGCUUACAAGCAUCCUGGAACAACCCAAGGGAGAAUUUUAUGUACAAAAUGAGAAUUAAUAUAAAAUGAUGAUGAGAAACAAAUGAAAUGUCAGCAUUCCUUUCACCUGUUUCAGCUAUGCUGUUUAUCAUUCCCUUUCAAAGUUUACCCAUGUACACCAAACUAGAGUAUAUACCCAAACAUUUAUAAUGAAUCUAAUCCCAUGCCCACUAUAAAUAAUGGAAAAAGAUCUGCAGAAAACAAACUAAAGAAUUGGAUAUCUUCAUUUCCCUAACACUUGGCUGGUUAUUGCUAGAACUACAUUAUGAUCAAGCAAUAUGGCGGGAGGUUGGGAGGUAGCUAGAGAAGGACUUUGAAGUAGCAACAGUUGAAGAACGGUUCAGCAUUUCGACAACAGAGGGCAGGAUAGUCUGCGAGCGCUGUAGCAUAUCAACCAUGGAUGGUGUCUGGUAAGUAUUAAUAAGGGUUGUGAGCUCUGUCGAGUCGCCACGUGCAGUUGCUCUUUGCCAUGAGUGUGAGCUCAGGCCUGACAGCAUGUAAGCCCUGCCUGAUUCCUCGUACCUCUGCCGGCUCUCCACCCUAUCCUGCAUCUCCCUUAGCUCUUUGAUUAAUGCCAAGAACUGACUGUCUGAAGAGUGUGCUGCAUGUAACUCCAGUAUUCUCCUACGGCUUUCAAGGAUUGACACGGCCUGAGAGAAAGAGCCAUCCUCAGCCGCAGAUCGAGCAGCAGACAUGUCCUCUGUGGCUUGAACACGGUGCCAUUCACGCUCAACCUCAGGUGACAUUG